AUGGCUCUGCCGUGGGUCAAAUUAAUCCUCCAUGCCCUCUUAUUUGUGGCCAUAUGCGGAACUAUCGCACUAAUUCUCUGCAUUCGAGCUCUAUCAAUAUCGCAAAACUCCAAAGUUCCGAAAUGGCGACGGAAGAAUAGUCCAACUCAUCUUCUGGUCGUCCUAGGCAGCGGUGGACAUACCGCGGAGAUGUUCUCUAUGUUGCGGCGCAUGAAACUCGACCCCUCGAUAUAUACCCAUCGCACCUACGUUGUCAGCUCUGGAGAUAAUUUCAGCGCUGCGAGGGCCGUGGAGUUUGAGACAGAAUGGCUGAAGCAGAAUUCAAAGCUAUCGUCUUCUGCCAAUGGCAGCGACUUCGCAGAGUCCUACACCAUCGUCACGGUUCCUCGCGCGCGCCGUGUGCACCAGUCUUACCUGACUGCUCCUCUUUCAACCCUCCAAUGCUUCUACGCUUGCCUUCUUGUACUCCGCGGCCGUCAUCACGAACAGAAGUCGCCGCUUCUGAGAACAAACUCGCCAUACCCGGACGUUAUCCUUACCAACGGUCCGGCUACUGCUGUCUGUAUAGUUUUAGGCGCUAAAUCUCUGCGACUGUUUCACUAUCUGGGGUCUUACAUUAAUACCUCGUCAUCAUUUCAAUCGAAGAGAUCAGAGGAUGCACCAGCACCAGUUCACUUUCAGUUGCGUACCAUCUACAUAGAGUCAUGGGCGCGAGUCACAACAUUUAGUCUAACUGGAAAGCUAUUGUUGCCUUUUGCUGAUCGAUUUCUCGUGCAAUGGCCUGCCCUGGCAGGAAAACAGGCCUGGAGGGGCAUGAGGAAGACCGAAUACGCCGGUACGCUGGUAGACUAA
Molecule: messenger RNA, 852 nt
Organism: Aspergillus thermomutatus
Lineage: Eukaryota; Fungi; Ascomycota; Eurotiomycetes; Eurotiales; Aspergillaceae
Gene: ALG14
Product: glycosyltransferase family protein
Exons: 2
Coding region: 1-852 (283 amino acids)
Biological process (GO): dolichol-linked oligosaccharide biosynthetic process
Cellular component (GO): UDP-N-acetylglucosamine transferase complex
Source: RefSeq, a predicted model, not a curated record